AUGGCCAACCCGCCAGCUAAAAAGAAGUUGGUAUUAAACGCUUUCGUGCAUCAGACACCUGCACAUCUUAACCCGGGACUGUUUAAUUAUCCCGGCGAUCAAGGAAGAAAAUACAAGGAUAUCAAGCAUUGGGUGAACUUGGCAAAGAAGCUUGAAGCAGCAAAGUUCCAUUGCAUUUUCUUUGCAGAUGUUCUCGCAGGAUACGAUGUGUACAAAGGUAGUCUUGAUCCAGCCGUAGAAGCUGCAGCGCAAUUCCCUAGCAAUGACCCACUUCUGAGCAUUUCAGCCAUGGCUGCGGCAACAGAAAGCAUCGGGUUCGGCGUCACGUCCUCGACUACCUAUGAACAGCCAUACAUGUUGGCGCGAAGAUUCUCUACACUUGAUCAUUUAACUAAUGGUCGGGUGGCUUGGAAUGUCGUUACGUCUUAUUUGGAAUCUGCGGCGAAGAAUCUAGGGCUGGAAACGCAAGUUGAGCAUGAUGAGAGAUACAGGAUUGCAGAUGAAUACCUCGACGUAACGUAUAAACUAUGGGAAGGGUCAUGGCGCGACGAUGCAGUUCUUCUUCCCGGAGGCCCUGGGUCGCCCUACGCAGACCCAACACGUGUGCGCAAGAUAAAUCACAAAGGCAAAUACUUCAACGUCCCUGGCCCUCAUAUCACAGAGCCAUCUCCUCAACGAACACCAUUCAUCUUCCAGGCUGGAACUUCCAAAGCCGGAAAAGCAUUCGCAGCCAAGCAUGCCGAAGCUAUUUUCCUAGGCGGUCACACUCCUGAGCUCGUGCGGAAAUCCGUAGACGAUAUCCGAAAGCAGGCAACAGAGCAAGGCCGCGAUGGGAGAUCCUUGAAGUUGAUUGCUGCCGUACUAGUGAUUGUCGCAGAAACGGUUGAAGCCGCGCAGGCGAAAUUCCAGGAGCUGGUCAAGUACGGCAAUCGCGAAGGCGCGCUAGCGCUAUUUGGCGGAUUCUCAGGAUACGACUUGAACAAGUAUGACGAUGAGCAGGAUGUUCGUUUCGGCGACGAGCCGGCGGUGCAGACGUUGGUGAACAACUGGGCAUCUACAGUGCCUGGAAGCGAGAAUUUGAAAUGGAACAAGAAGACGAUAGCCGACUAUCUCAUCGUUGGCGGUAUGGGGGUUAAGAUAAUUGGGAGCGUUAAGACUGUCGCUGACGAGUUGGAGCGCUGGGCAGAAGUUGCGGAUGUGGAUGGAUUCAACUUCAAGUUCGCAACCAUGCCAGGCACGUUUGAUGAUAUUGUGGAGCUGCUUGUUCCUGAGUUGAGGAAGAGAGGUAGCUUUUGGGAUGACUAUGAGGUGAAGGGAGGUACAAUUCGAGAGACACUAACAGGGAUUCCCGGAAAUUCACGUCUGUCAGCUGAUCACCCGGGGGCGAAGUAUACCUGGAAAGCCGGCGAGGAGCACUUCAUACAUGUAAAGGAAAAGCAUUCUCUCUCGUCUGCGACGUUCGAAGAUGAUAGGGAUUCAAAAAGACAACGGACGAAUCACGUUUGA
Messenger RNA from Cucurbitaria berberidis CBS 394.84, 1506 nucleotides. Its product is annotated as xenobiotic compound monooxygenase, DszA family. Gene Ontology annotation, molecular function: oxidoreductase activity, acting on paired donors, with incorporation or reduction of molecular oxygen; monooxygenase activity. The transcript has 3 exons. Bases 1 to 1506 code for a protein of 501 amino acids. NCBI's taxonomy places the organism in Eukaryota, Fungi, Ascomycota, Dothideomycetes, Pleosporales, Cucurbitariaceae. The record is from RefSeq and is a predicted model, not a curated record.